Messenger RNA from Carcharodon carcharias (great white shark), 3486 nucleotides. RefSeq names its product LIM homeobox 4 (gene lhx4). Gene Ontology annotation, molecular function: RNA polymerase II transcription regulatory region sequence-specific DNA binding; protein disulfide isomerase activity; flavin-dependent sulfhydryl oxidase activity. Lineage: Eukaryota; Metazoa; Chordata; Chondrichthyes; Lamniformes; Lamnidae. The coding region runs from base 67 to 2358 and encodes 763 amino acids. Gene Ontology annotation, cellular component: nucleus; Golgi membrane. The transcript has 12 exons. Gene Ontology annotation, biological process: regulation of transcription by RNA polymerase II; neuron differentiation; protein folding. The record is from RefSeq and is a predicted model, not a curated record.
UUCCCGCACGUAGACAAUGUUGUUUGGUGAGGGUUAGAGGUCGGUCUGUUGCCGGAUUCCUCAGACAUGGCGCAGCGCUGGGAUGCGGUGUUCGUGUCUUUAGCGGCGAUUUCCCUGUUGGGAAUGCCGGUCGCAGUGACCGGAGCCGGGCUUUACUCUCCGGGCGACCAGGUCACCAUCCUGGACACGGACAACUUCGACAGGAUUCUAUACAACUCCAGCAAUGCCUGGCUGGUGGAGUUCUACGCCUCCUGGUGCGGACACUGCAUCAACUUCGUUCCCGUGUGGAAAGCGCUGGCGAGCGAUAUCAAAGAGUGGAAGCCUGCAGUGAGCCUGGCUGUCGUCAACUGUGCAAACUUGAAGAAUGCAAAAAUGUGUCGAAGUUUUGAAGUGAACGCCUAUCCAACAAUGAAGUUCUUCAAAGCGUUUUCAAAACCAUUCUUCAGGGGAAAGCCUCUUGAUGAUAAGGAUUCUAAGUCCACUGUGUCAUCUCUACGCCAUGCUAUCAUUGAUCACCUGGAGCAACAUGGAGAGGAUGUGUGGCCCCCAGCCUGUCCCCCAUUGGAACCAGCCAGCAUGGCAGAGGUGCAGAACUUCUUUGUUGACAACAAUGUUCAGUAUUUGGCACUGAUUGUCGAAGAAGGGAGCUCCUACCUGGGCCGAGAGGUGAUCCUGGAUAUGCUGCAGUACGAGAACAUCGCUGUGCGCCGAGUUCUGAGCAGUGAAGAGAAUCUCACAGUGACACUUGAUGUUCAGGAGAUCCCAUCUUGUUACCUAUACUUCUCUAACAGCACCCACAGGAAGGUCACAGUGAAAAUGCCAACACGUACUUUCUACACGUAUCACUUGCGCCGGUUACCAGGGGUGACGCGUGGCGCUUACAAGCUGGCUGAACUGAACUCGACACAUAUGAGCACACCUCCACCAUGGAGAGACUUUGACAGUUCCAAAAUAUACAUGGCUGACCUGGAAUCGGCACUUUACUAUUCUCUCAAAGUGGAGGUGGGAUCACAUCAGGAGCUGUCGGGAAAGGCCCUCACUGCUCUGAAUCAGUUCAUUGGUGUGCUCACAAAGUUCUUUCCUGGGCGACCCUUUGUCAUGAAUUUGCUUCAGAUCACUAACUCCUGGCUGGCAGAAGCUACCAUGGCACCAAUCUCCAACAAUGCUUAUAUGGAUGUGCUAAGCAACAAGAAGGGGACAACCGGGGCAUUGCUACCUGAAGGAGUGAAUUGGGUGGGUUGCCAGGGCAGCAGGCCUCACUUCCGAGGUUACCCAUGCUCUGUCUGGACCCUGUUCCAUCUCUUGACAGUGCAGGCAGCAAAAUACAAUGAAUCAAUGUCACACAAAGGAAAAACUGCUCAGACUGGCCCCCAGGAGGUUCUGUACACCUUGAGGCAAUAUGUCAAAUACUUCUUUGGCUGUCGGGCGUGCGCCACCCAUUUCGAAGCCAUGGCGAAGGAAUCCAUGGAUCAUGUCGACAGCUUCGAUAAGGCCACAUUGUGGCUGUGGUCUCGGCACAACCGGGUCAACAACAGGCUGGCAGGUGCACUAAGUGAGGAUCCAAUAUUCCCAAAGCUUCAAUGGCCACCUCCAGACAUGUGUGCAGAAUGUCACAGUGAGGUCGAAGGAGAGCACCAGUGGAUUACAGACGAGGUGCUGAAAUUUCUCAAUGUGUAUUAUUCUCCGUCGAACAUUGACUACACUUACCUGGAGGGGGAGCAGGAGCUACUGAAGAAACAGAAAGUGAGGGAAGAAGUUCAGCAGGACCGAGAGAAGGAUGGCCCAAAACAAGAGGAGGAAAAAGAUGAAGGAGAUGAAGAGGAUGAGGAAGAAGAAAGAAGUGAGGAAACACCAGUAAGAAAUGAUAAGCAACAGGAGACCUCCAAAGCCAUAACAGGUAUAAGAAGGGAUGGGAGUCAAAAGAGGACUUUCAUUACGGGCAAGCGUAUGCGCAGAGGACAAGAUGACAUUGUGGACUUAGACACUUUUGUGAAUGAGCAAUACAAAAGCCAAGCUUUGAAGGACAGGGCUGAAUACAAGAGAGCCAGCCUAAUGAACGAGGGGUUCCACAGACCACAACUGCACCUGCAGUCCAUCGAUGACUCCGAGUCACUUGACUAUGCUGUGUUUCAGUCAAGGCUGCAGAAGCGAGAGAUUGGGCAAGGGUACCUUGAAGCCAUAUCUGAGGUCAAGAAGCAGAAUUGGCUGGGCCUGCUGGGGAUGAGCCUCUCACGCACAGAUAUCAGCUUGUGCGUUCUGCUGUACUUCCUGACCUUUCUAUGUCUGGUCUCCAUGUAUCUCUAUUUCAGAAUGAGGUUUCGUUGGUGGAAAUGGAAAAAUAGAUUUGCAUCUGCUUGAUUUGGAGUGGAGCGUACCACAGAAAGAAACGAUGGAAUGAAUACAUUGACUGUGUAGGCCACAGGGAGUGCAAUGAUUUCACCACCCCCACCCCUCCCCUUUAUUAAUCCUUUAUAGAUGAAGAAGGCCUUGACUUAAAAACACUUAGUUACCUGUAGUUGAGAUAAACACUAUUUCUUAUGGGUCACUUGCAAAUAUACAAUUCUGGUCAUGUUUGGUUUCAAAUUAAGAUGUAUCAGCUUUAGCACAUUGCAACUUGACUUCUCUUUCCUAACUAAAAAAAGACAUGGUCCGUCUCUCCAAUAAUGUUCCAUUGCUGUUUGAAGGCAUUCCUGUUUGAGAAAGUAUGUUAGUACACUAAGUCUAAUGUAAUGCUUAACCUUGAUAAAUAUACCAGAAUCAAAAUUAGAUAAACCUCUUGCACCUGCCUUAAAAAGGAUGUAUAAGGCCAGAUUUUGCUGUUCCUGUGCUCGGGCAUGUUGAAUCACCCAGGUGAAGGUUGAUGGGAAAGCUGGGGAAGGAGGGAAACUGGCCGAAUUUUUUCCCAGAAACAGGUAAAUAUGCUCUUUGGUAGUCAGGCCCCCUCAUUGGUGGCAGGGUAACUAGGGAACAUCACUUCCAAAACUCUAGCAAGCUGUACUUUACAAGUGACUACUUCUGAAACAUUUCCAAAGAUCCAACCAAGACCCCUUCUUGGAAAUAGCUUUGUUCAAAAGCAUGGUGAACUGGAUAGAUAUCCCCACAUGCAUAGCAUGUUUGAUGGCCCUGAUUUUACAUCACUGCAUGCUUGCUUACCUUGGGAAGCACUUUCAUAAGAGAAUCUCAAUUAAGAGCCCAUCACAAACUCACCGGCUGCAGACUACUCAACCUGCACUCUGUGAUACCUGGUAGAUGUCAAGACUUCCAGGGCUAUAGGGGAAGUGGGAGAAUUUUCUCUCUUUUUGGAGGGAAUGCUAGUUUGAGCUGAAAAGUAUUAAGUAGAAGCUGGCACCAAGCUAAGGAUGGAAAAUAUUUUGGGCCUUUAAUAAGGCACUGUGUACAAAAGGAUUUUUUCUUGUGUUAUUGUUUGGUAUUAAUCUGGCUGAGAUUGUCAGCUCAUUCAUAUAAAUAAAAAACUUGUCAACCAGA